Molecule: messenger RNA, 1560 nt
Organism: Saccharomyces cerevisiae S288C
Lineage: Eukaryota; Fungi; Ascomycota; Saccharomycetes; Saccharomycetales; Saccharomycetaceae
Gene: STP1
Product: Stp1p
Exons: 1
Coding region: 1-1560 (519 amino acids)
Biological process (GO): positive regulation of transcription by RNA polymerase II
Cellular component (GO): nucleus; plasma membrane
Molecular function (GO): DNA-binding transcription factor activity
Source: RefSeq, marked reviewed
AUGCCCUCUACCACGCUACUGUUUCCGCAGAAACAUAUUAGGGCCAUUCCAGGCAAGAUAUACGCGUUCUUCAGAGAGCUCGUCAGCGGAGUUAUUAUAUCCAAGCCAGAUCUAAGUCAUCAUUAUUCUUGUGAAAAUGCGACAAAGGAGGAAGGCAAAGAUGCAGCAGAUGAAGAAAAGACUACCACAAGUUUGUUUCCCGAAUCAAAUAAUAUAGACCGUUCUUUAAAUGGUGGCUGCUCUGUGAUCCCUUGCUCCAUGGAUGUCAGCGAUUUGAACACGCCAAUAUCGAUCACACUAUCUCCUGAGAAUCGUAUCAAAUCAGAAGUAAAUGCCAAGUCACUGCUCGGAUCAAGGCCAGAACAAGAUACAGGCGCCCCUAUCAAAAUGUCUACUGGUGUCACAAGCUCUCCAUUAAGUCCAUCAGGCUCCACCCCAGAACAUUCCACCAAGGUCUUGAACAACGGCGAAGAGGAGUUCAUUUGUCACUACUGUGACGCUACUUUCAGGAUUAGAGGAUAUCUAACGAGACAUAUUAAGAAGCACGCCAUCGAAAAGGCGUAUCACUGUCCAUUUUUUAACAGUGCCACUCCUCCUGAUCUUAGAUGCCACAAUUCGGGUGGUUUUAGCAGACGCGAUACUUAUAAAACUCAUUUGAAGGCAAGGCACGUGCUGUACCCCAAAGGUGUUAAACCACAAGACCGUAACAAGUCGUCCGGCCAUUGCGCUCAAUGUGGUGAAUACUUUUCCACCAUUGAAAAUUUCGUUGAGAAUCACAUUGAGUCUGGGGACUGUAAAGCUUUACCGCAGGGGUAUACCAAGAAAAAUGAAAAAAGAUCUGGAAAAUUAAGGAAGAUCAAGACAUCUAAUGGUCAUUCUAGAUUCAUAUCCACUUCGCAAAGUGUUGUAGAACCUAAAGUACUUUUCAACAAGGAUGCCGUAGAGGCUAUGACCAUAGUGGCUAAUAACAGUUCGGGCAAUGAUAUUAUAUCCAAGUACGGAAACAACAAAUUAAUGUUAAACUCGGAAAACUUUAAAGUCGACAUACCCAAGAGAAAGAGAAAAUAUAUCAAGAAAAAGCAGCAACAGGUAUCUGGAUCGACGGUAACCACACCAGAGGUAGCUACACAAAACAAUCAAGAAGUGGCACCUGAUGAAAUCUCAUCCGCCACAAUUUUUUCACCUUUUGAUACUCAUCUACUCGAGCCCGUCCCUUCUAGUUCAUCGGAAUCUUCCGCUGAAGUUAUGUUCCAUGGCAAGCAAAUGAAGAAUUUUUUGAUUGACAUAAACAGCUUCACAAAUCAACAGCAGCAGGCACAAGAUAAUCCUUCGUUCCUGCCACUCGAUAUUGAACAAUCUUCAUAUGAUUUGAGCGAAGACGCAAUGUCAUAUCCCAUCAUAUCCACACAAAGCAACCGUGAUUGCACGCAGUAUGAUAACACAAAAAUCUCACAAAUCUUACAAUCACAACUAAAUCCAGAAUAUCUCAGCGAAAAUCACAUGAGAGAGACACAACAAUAUUUGAAUUUUUACAAUGACAACUUUGGGUCACAAUUUUGA